AUAAAAUACCCUCUUAUGUUAUUUUUUUAUUUUUUAUUUUUCCGAAACGCCCAAUAUACAUCAAUAGUUUACUUCAAAAUGCCAAUUACUAGCCUGUCAUUCAUAUAUCCCCAAUGUAUGUAAGGUUACAAGUGUACAACAGUAAGGGGGACUACUCGUAUGUUCUUUAGCAAUUAAAAAGGGCCCUUUACAAGAGAUUUUAAACAGAAAUAAUGAGAUUUUAGCAAUUAAAAAGUUUGUUAUAAAGAUGUGGUAUGUGCAUUUUCAAUAAUGCAAGUAACACAUGUUUUUGUAACCUUAGUUUUGUCUAUGUUCAGCUUUUACUGCAUGUAUAUAACUGUCUAAGUGUAUAAGAAGGCAACAUUAACAAGGGAAUAAAAACUUAGGCAUAUAUUAAAAAGAGUAUUUGUGUAUAAUCAUGAGCGUAGAGAAUCAAACCCAUGUUUUCCUUGUCCAACUACUGGUACUCGUACUUUUUAUGCUUGGGCACUCCAAUGGUGCCCCUGAUAUCGAUGCCAUUCAAGCCUAUUAUGGGAUUGGUGCACUCAAUAGGAGCAGUUUUCCUGCAGGUUUUGUUUUCGGGAGUGCUUCAUCGUCGUAUCAGUAUGAAGGUGCAGCUCAUGUAGAUGGUAGAGGCUCGAGUAUAUGGGACACUUUCACUCAUAAAUUUCCAGAUAAGAUCAAAGAUCGAAGUAAUGGUGAUGUGGCUAUAGACUCAUACCAUCGCUAUAAGGAGGAUGUAAAGAUCAUGAAGCAAAUGGGAUUAGACGCUUACAGAUUUUCAAUUUCUUGGUCACGGAUUUUACCUUAUGGAAAAAUACGAAGAGGCGUGAACCAGAAAGGAUUAGCAUACUAUCACAACCUUAUUGAUGAGCUAAUAGCGACUGGUAUAAAACCCUAUGUGACUCUCUUCCAUUGGGAUCUCCCACAAGCGUUGGAAGACGAGUAUGGUGGUUUCCUCAGUCCUAAUAUUGUGGAUGAUUUUAGGGAUUAUGCAGAUGUUUGCUUCAAGGAAUUUGGUAACAAAGUGAAGCAUUGGAUUACAUUGAAUGAACCCUGGACCUAUAGUAGUGGUGGGUAUGCUUAUGGGGUUUUGGCUCCUGGCCGAUGUUCACAAUGGCAACAGCUUAACUGUACUGGUGGAGAUUCAUCUACUGAACCAUACUUGGUUACUCAUCAUCAACUUCUUGCUCAUGCAGCAGCAGUGGAUUUGUAUAGGCGUAAAUAUCAGGUUUCUCAAAAAGGUGUAAUCGGUAUUACUCUAGUGGUACAUUGGUUUGUUCCACUGUUUGAAGUACAACGCCAUCAGUUUGCAGCAAUGAGAUCACUUGACUUCAUGUUUGGAUGGUUUAUGGAUCCAAUCACGAAAGGUGAAUAUCCACAUACCAUGCAGUCCCUUGUAAAAGGCCGGUUGCCUAAAUUUUCUGCUGAGCAGUCAAGGAUGGUGAAUGGAUCCUUUGAUUUUCUGGGUUUGAAUUAUUACACUGCUUAUUAUGCAGCUUAUUCUCCUGGCCUGAAGCAGGCAAAACCCUCGUACAUCACUGAUCCUAUUGUUAGACAAACAGUGAAGCGAAAUGGAAUUCCAAUUGGUCCAAAGGCGGCUUCAGAUUGGCUGUAUGUUUAUCCACGAGGAAUUCGAGAUCUUUUGCUAUAUGUGAAGAGAAAAUAUAACAACCCUUUGGUUUAUAUAACAGAGAAUGGUGUUGAUGAGGCUAACAAUAAUAAUUUGUCACUUGAGGAAGCACUUAGUGAUAAAAUGAGGGUGCAAUACCACCAUGAUCAUCUCGCUUUCUUAAAUCUUGCAAUUAAGGAAGGCGCUAACGUGAAGGGCUAUUUCGCUUGGUCAUUGUUGGACAACUUUGAAUGGAACUCCGGUUAUACUGUCCGAUUUGGGAUCAACUAUGUGGAUUACAAAGACGGGCUAAAACGAUACCCUAAACUUUCUGCUCUCUGGUUUAAGAAGUUCCUGCAAAAGAGGAUACAUUAAGGCCAUUCAAGCAAAAAGAAGUCAUACUCCUGAAUGUCCUAAUGGCUGUUUGGCUGGUUAUCUUAGUGUCUGUGUUAUAAUCUCUCUCGAACUGAUUGUCAUUUUGAUAGCAAAAUUUGUUAGGGUAAGAGCUUUAACGGAAACGUAAUUAAUUGAGAAAUUGACAAAGUAUAAACGGCAAGAAAAAGCUAUUAAGCAAAUAACACUCAACGAGCACACGAAAAAUUAAA
Messenger RNA from Chenopodium quinoa (quinoa), 2217 nucleotides. RefSeq names its product beta-glucosidase 12-like. Gene Ontology annotation, biological process: carbohydrate metabolic process. The record is from RefSeq and is a predicted model, not a curated record. Lineage: Eukaryota; Viridiplantae; Streptophyta; Magnoliopsida; Caryophyllales; Amaranthaceae. The coding region runs from base 419 to 1987 and encodes 522 amino acids. The transcript has 13 exons. Gene Ontology annotation, molecular function: beta-glucosidase activity.